AUGGUGAAGAUCUGUUGUAUUGGAGCUGGAUAUGUUGGUGGACCAACAAUGGCAGUGAUUGCAUUGAAAUGUCCACACAUUGAAGUAGCAGUUGUUGAUAUCUCUGUACCACGUAUCAACGCAUGGAACAGUGAUCAGCUUCCGAUCUACGAGCCAGGUCUUGACGAUAUCGUUAAGCAAUGCAGAGGGAAAAACCUUUUCUUCAGUACUGAUGUGGAGAAACAUGUGAGGGAAGCUGAUAUUGUCUUUGUCUCGGUUAACACACCGACUAAAACCACUGGUCUUGGAGCUGGUAAAGCUGCAGAUCUCACUUAUUGGGAAAGUGCUGCUCGUAUGAUCGCUGAUGUAUCGGUUUCUGACAAGAUUGUGGUUGAGAAAUCGACUGUUCCGGUGAAAACAGCUGAAGCAAUUGAAAAGAUUUUGAUGCAUAACAGUAAAGGAAUCAAGUUUCAGAUCCUUUCGAACCCCGAGUUUCUUGCGGAAGGAACUGCAAUCACUGAUCUUUUUAACCCUGACCGUGUUUUGAUCGGAGGGCGAGAAACACCAGAAGGGUUCAAAGCUGUUCAGACACUUAAGGAGGUUUAUGCCAAUUGGGUUCCUGAAAACCAAAUCAUCACAACAAAUCUCUGGUCUGCCGAGCUUUCCAAGCUAGCUGCAAACGCUUUCUUGGCUCAGAGGAUUUCAUCGGUCAAUGCGAUGUCUGCUCUUUGUGAAUCCACCGGUGCUGAUGUUACUCAAGUGUCUUACGCUGUUGGUACUGAUUCAAGAAUUGGUCCCAAGUUCUUGAACGCUAGUGUUGGAUUCGGCGGUUCUUGUUUCCAAAAGGACAUUCUGAAUCUUGUCUACAUCUGUCAAUGCAACGGUCUUCCAGAAGUUGCGGAAUACUGGAAACAAGUGAUCAAGAUCAACGAUUACCAAAAGAACCGGUUCGUGAACAGAAUCGUUUCUUCUAUGUUCAACACUGUCUCCAACAAGAAGGUUGCGAUCCUUGGAUUUGCAUUCAAGAAAGACACGGGAGACACAAGGGAAACACCAGCCAUUGAUGUGUGCAAAGGAUUGCUUGGAGACAAAGCGCAGAUUAGCAUCUAUGAUCCUCAAGUCACUGAAGAGCAGAUUCAGAGAGACCUUUCGAUGAAAAAGUUCGAUUGGGACCAUCCGCUUCACUUGCAGCCAAUGAGUCCAACCACAGUGAAACAAGUGAGCGUAACUUGGGACGCGUAUGAAGCUACGAAAGACGCACACGCGGUUUGCGUAUUGACCGAAUGGGAUGAGUUUAAGUCGUUAGAUUACCAGAAGAUCUUUGACAAUAUGCAGAAACCGGCAUUUAUCUUCGACGGAAGAAACAUUUUGAACGUUAACAAGUUAAGAGAGAUUGGUUUCAUUGUUUACUCCAUUGGUAAGCCACUUGAUGCUUGGCUUAAGGACAUGCCUGCUUUUGUCUAA
Messenger RNA from Arabis nemorensis, 1443 nucleotides. NCBI's taxonomy places the organism in Eukaryota, Viridiplantae, Streptophyta, Magnoliopsida, Brassicales, Brassicaceae. The record is from the annotation of a GenBank genome assembly.